Messenger RNA from Paramisgurnus dabryanus, 1054 nucleotides. RefSeq names its product acyl-CoA thioesterase 13 (gene acot13). Gene Ontology annotation, molecular function: fatty acyl-CoA hydrolase activity. The record is from RefSeq and is a predicted model, not a curated record. NCBI's taxonomy places the organism in Eukaryota, Metazoa, Chordata, Actinopteri, Cypriniformes, Cobitidae.
UGAAGUACCUACUUACGUGGCGUUAAAACAGUAGGUACUGUAUAGUAUGAAUCCGAGUAGUAUGAAUGAGAUUCGGACGUACUACAUCCGCCAUGUUGCUACAUCACGUGACAUACGUCGUCAUCACGUCAUGUCAUUUCAGCGCGAAAACAGCCGCGUGCCUCUUCUUCUUCGUUGGAUAACUCCUCGUCCGGGGCAUCAUGGGAUAGUGAAGCGUCCAUCGUAUGCACACUGCAAAAUCUAACCGGAAGUAGUAGGUCAUCCGGGUACUUUUCGCAUACUGUUUUUCGAAUACUAUGUAUUCGGACAUACUACUCGCCUCGCCUACUGCUUUUCGCGUACUAUAUAGUAUGUAGUAGGCGGUUUCGGACGCAGCAAAAUCACGUGACUUGGGCCAGUUUGAAUCACGCUCCGAACCACUGAUUCGACACGAGCGAUUCGUAAAUGUUUCGAAGCUUUAUGAGGUGGUGUUUCUCUUUGACCACCUCUCAAAACGUUCCCGGUGUAACUUUUCCUUCAUUGUGUUUUGGUAUCUGCAAUAUCAGAAAUGGUUUCCAUGUCUCUUAAUUCACUAAAACAAAUAAUGCGUGCGAUGAUGGAUAGUUCUGGUUUUGACCGGGUUUUAAGCAAGGUUGAAAUCGUGUCUGCAGCACCUGGUAAAGUUGUGUGUGAGAUGAAGGUUGAGGAGGAGCACACAAACAGAGGAGGCACGCUUCACGGAGGAAUGACAGCCACACUGGUGGACGUCAUCUCCACUUCUGCUAUUAUGUACAGUGAGAGGGGAGCACCGGGAGUCAGUGUCGACAUGAAUAUAACAUACAUGAAUGCAGCUAAAAUUGGAGAAGACGUAUUAAUCACUGCUCAGGUUUUAAAACAAGGAAAGACUUUGGCUUUUGCAACAGUAGAUCUUACAAACAAGGCAAAUGGAAAAAUGAUUGCUCAAGGAAGACACACCAAGCACCUUGGUGGUUAAAUAUGUACAUGUAUGUCCAUGUUACUUUCCAUUGAAUUGUAUAUAAUCAACUCCCAAUAAAGAUUGAUUUUUCGCACCGUG